Messenger RNA from Vitrella brassicaformis, 1939 nucleotides. NCBI's taxonomy places the organism in Eukaryota, Vitrellaceae. The record is from the annotation of a GenBank genome assembly.
CUAGCUUGUAGCUCACUCAUGUCAGUACGUCAGGUGGCCUGUCCGGCGGGUAGGUUCGAUUUGGAGUGUAUGGGUAUGAUGUCGUUGGACGGCAGGAAGGGCGAGAUGUUGACGUCCAUCGAAAAACCAUUCAGCCUGCCGUAGAGGGAAGGGGAGAGAGAGGUGUUUGCGGCGUAAAGCGGUGUGCGUGUGUGAGUGGCUGCCACGUCUCGUCUCACCUGGGUGUGAUGAUGAGUUGGGAGCUGAUGAACUCCCGAAACUCUUCAAAGCUCAGCAACCCGUCCCUGUCAACAUCAUACUGGUCGUAACUCUGACAAAGCGCACAGACAGACAUACACAGACAGGGGCAUACGGUAUGCUUGCUUCUGCACACCAACAGUCCUCUGCCUGUCUCUAGCCGACUUACAUCGCCCACAAAUUGCUGCGCGCAUUCCUUUGCGAGCGCCUCCAGUCCAGCCAACGCACCACCAUGCUGGCCGCCGGCUCCAUCGGCCGCCGUGUCGCCCAUGCCCACCCCGCCAUUCAUGCCGGCAGUGGGUGGCUGCCUCAUGGCUGACGUGGCGUUGUGUGGCGACGGCUCUGCGUCGCUUCUGCUGCGGCCAUUGGCGUUGGGUGGUGGCUGGGGGGCGGUGUUCUCGACAGCCAGUAGGCAGUGGAACGCGUCGCGCCAUAGCGCUAGGGUGACAUCCAACAAAUCAGCCUGAACACAAGAUACAGUUCUGGUUCCGUUGAGAGGGCAGGUAAAUAUUGAUGUACAGACAUACCGAUGUGACGGCCGCAUCAGCCCUGCAGUGGACCUCGAAACAGAGAGCCAUUUUCUCAUCGUGUGUACCUGCACAUGUAGACAGACAUUCACACCACCAGCACUGAGGAGGAUACCUACCAACGACCCACUCCCCUCGAUGCGUCGUGUACCAUGUCUGGCUCUCUUGAGAAACGUCAAGAGGUCACUCAGAGUGACGCGCUGCGCCUCACUCAGCACCGACCGAGGCUGCCCGUCGACCACACCCGAAUCACCACGUGCACCCUCGCCCGUCGGCACCCCAUCGCUCUCAUGGCUGUCUGUUACAGCCACGUGGUUGUUGGCCGCCAUAUCGCUGUCGGCCGGCGGCUGUGGCUGUGAGUUGUCAGCAGCGGUGGGAUUGGCGGCAGUGGCGGUGUUGUCCUGCCCCUGGCCGGCCUGUAUCCUGUCCUCCAGCCGCUGCUGCUUGGACGGAUUGCCCAGCGCAUCGAAGAUCCUGAUCGAUCAACAACACGGAAUGCAGUGAGGACCUGGCACUUCGCUCCAUGUGUGAGUGUGCGUGCACUGCACCUGUCCCAAAAGACGGGAGCGACCCUAAAAAACUUGGCCUCCCCCAAACGAUGCAUCAUCGCGUGAAACUCGGGACGGCCGGCUGCACCAGUGAUGCACACAGACACAGACAGACACAUGUAUAUGAUGACCACUCACAGCAGGACAUGGCAUCGGGCUGGGCUUGCCUGUCGGUUCACUGUCACAGUGUUGGUCGUUUUGUUGGGGCCGCGAAAGGUCCUCCUCAGCCAGGUCAGGUCGAGAUGACGACGCCAUCGCACCAUUCGACGCCCCGUCCCCCGCACCAGUCACCGACACAAACACCUCCCGGACGUACGCCUCGUCCUGAACACACAGACAACGACGCACAGCAGGCACACAGUGUGUCUGUGACCCCCCUUGUUGCCUCGCUGUCCUUCACGCGAUCACCGAUUGGUAUUCGUCGUUAGUGUGAGCUUUGCUGCCUCUCUUCUUGCGCGACAGCCGUCCAUCUGGCCCUCCCGGCCCUCCAUUGACCAGCACAGACUGAUUACAGCCCAUUCAACAUCCGGUGACCAAAAAACCGCCCACCGACGCGGGAAAAAGGGGCAGCAGAUGUUGAUGGGGUCACACCGCACGACACUCUGGGGAGAAAAGCGGAAAGUGUGU